Messenger RNA from Camelus dromedarius (Arabian camel), 3019 nucleotides. It is a transcript of the gene NFYC, whose product is annotated as nuclear transcription factor Y subunit gamma. Gene Ontology annotation, biological process: regulation of transcription by RNA polymerase II. The transcript has 9 exons. Lineage: Eukaryota; Metazoa; Chordata; Mammalia; Artiodactyla; Camelidae. Gene Ontology annotation, cellular component: nucleus; CCAAT-binding factor complex. The record is from RefSeq and is a predicted model, not a curated record. Bases 911 to 2230 code for a protein of 439 amino acids. Gene Ontology annotation, molecular function: DNA-binding transcription activator activity, RNA polymerase II-specific; protein heterodimerization activity; RNA polymerase II cis-regulatory region sequence-specific DNA binding.
UUUUUACCUUCCCCUGUAAAUCUUUUAAGAUACUACAGUAUUAUCUAUACAGCUGAUGUGGGGCUCCUUAUUCCUGUUCCCUCCCCAUCACAAAGCACUUGACCAAAUGCAGUUCUGACCUUCUUCUCUCCAUCCUAAAUGUAAUUCUCCAUUGUUUUCCAGCCAUCUUUAAAGCUUCUAGUUGAUGGUGUGCAUUGUUUGGCUUUGUACCUAACAGCAAUGUUCAGAUAAGGAAAGAAUGGGAAGUAAUUUCAGUUCAGAGACUUUGUGCCAACCACUCGAUUACUGGUAUGCUUUAGUGCUUUUGUGUCCUUUGAGGCAGAAUAGCUUGAGAUUGGAAGGAAUGAUCAUCAUCAGUAGCCUCAAAGAAAUGGGACCACAGUGUCUAAAACAAAAGAAUAAACUUGGCUCUUAUUUUUUAAGACUGUGGGUUUAUAUUUUUGUACAGUAUUAAUCACUGGGGACCCUUAAUAUACGUGUUGCAGGCUAUGCAUGGAGUGUGAGAAGCCACAUAGAACUUGAAAGCAUUGGUGAGAAUGGCAUUGAAAAUUAUGGACCAGCCUCAGCAACCAAGUGCCUUUUCUUCCCCCUGCACAAGAUAAAACAUUAAAAGUCCAUGAUUCACUUUAAGAUUUUAGUUUGGAUUUCUAACAAUUUUAGAUUCUCUGGUUGAAGCUCCUGGUUAGCCUCUGUGGUGUAAGUUGGAUAGAAGGGAAAACUUUCCUCCUUACGUUUUUGCUAAGCCUUAAGUCUGAAGAACCUCUUCAGCACAAUUAUAUACCUUCUCAGACUGAAAUAUUGAAUGAAUUAGUGAAAACAUCUACAAGAAAAGAUAUAAAAUAACCUGGACAGAAAGUCUGACUUUAUUAUUUCUAAUGUAUCUCACAUAUAUAUUUUUUCAGGUGUCAAAAUGUCCACAGAAGGAGGAUUUGGUGGUACGAGCAGCAGUGAUGCCCAGCAAAGCCUACAGUCCUUCUGGCCUCGUGUCAUGGAAGAAAUCCGGAAUUUAACAGUGAAAGAUUUCCGAGUACAGGAACUCCCACUGGCUCGUAUUAAGAAGAUUAUGAAACUGGAUGAAGAUGUGAAGAUGAUCAGUGCAGAAGCCCCUGUACUCUUUGCAAAGGCAGCCCAGAUUUUUAUCACAGAGUUGACUCUUCGAGCCUGGAUCCACACAGAGGAUAACAAGCGCCGGACUCUACAGAGGAAUGAUAUUGCCAUGGCAAUUACAAAAUUUGAUCAGUUUGACUUUCUCAUCGAUAUCGUUCCAAGAGAUGAGCUGAAACCUCCAAAGCGUCAGGAGGAGGUGCGCCAGUCUGUGACUCCUGCCGAGCCUGUCCAGUACUACUUCACGCUGGCUCAGCAGCCCACUGCCGUUCAAGUCCAGGGACAGCAGCAGGGCCAGCAGACCACCAGCUCCACAACCACCAUCCAGCCCGGGCAGAUCAUCAUUGCACAGCCUCAGCAGGGCCAGACCACACCCGUGACCAUGCAAGUUGGAGAAGGUCAGCAGGUGCAGAUUGUCCAAGCCCAGCCGCAGGGUCAAGCCCAGCAGGCGCAGAGUGGCACUGGACAGACGAUGCAGGUGAUGCAGCAGAUCAUUACCAACACAGGAGAGAUUCAGCAGAUCCCGGUGCAGCUGAAUGCUGGCCAGCUGCAGUAUAUUCGCUUAGCCCAGCCUGUAUCAGGCACCCAGGUUGUGCAAGGACAGAUCCAGACGCUUGCCACCAAUGCUCAACAGAUCACACAGACAGAAGUCCAGCAAGGACAGCAGCAGUUCAGCCAGUUCACGGAUGGACAGAGGAACAGCGUGCAGCAAGCUCGAGGCUCUGAGCUAACGGGAGAGGCAGAGCCCAGAGAAGUGAAAGCCACAGGAAAUGCAACUCCCUGCACCUCUUCCCCACCCACCACACAUACCCCCUCACACCGGGCUGGUGCCUCCUGUGUCUGCUGUUCCCAACCCCAGCAGAGCUCCACAUCCCCUCCUCCCUCCGAUGCCUUGCAGUGGGUGGUGGUUGAGGUAUCCGGGGCCCCCAGCCAACUCGAGGCCCAUAGGGAGCUGCAUGCCCCUCUCCCAGGGAUGACCUCACUCUCUCCUCUCCACCCCUCGCAGCAGCUCUACCAGAUCCAGCAAGUCACCAUGCCUGCCGGCCAGGACCUCGCCCAACCCAUGUUCAUCCAGUCAGCCAACCAGCCCUCCGACGGGCAGGCCCCCCAGGUGACCGGCGACUGAGGGCCUGAGCUGGCAAGGCCAAGGACACCCAACACAAUUUUUGCCAUACAGCCCCGGGCGAUGGGCACAGCCUCCCUCCCCAGAGGACCCUGCCGACCUCAGCGCCUCCUGCAGGCUAGGACACUGGUGCACUACGCCCCACGCCUGGGGGCCAAGAUUCUCCAACAGAAAGAUGCAAUAUUUUUUAUUUCCUUUUUCCCCAUUUUUUUCUCCAAGGAAUCAGUAUUUCAGUAUGUUGAGCUGUGUGUCCAAUGCUAUAAAAUGAAAAUAUUAAAUAACAUAUUUAUGGCAUUUUCUCGAAGUGUGUGGUUGAAGACGUAUUUCUUUUGUUUUUAUUUUUUGGUUCUUACUGCCACUUCUUUUAGGAGCAAAUCUGUUUCCUCAGGGGUGUAUGUGAUCUCUUGACUCUUAGAACAGCUGCUACCCCAGGAUUUACCACCUUCCUCUGCCCUCAGAUUAAAUUCGGCGACUGUGUGUAGCUUCUUUUCCACUAGUGCUCCUCUCCCCAUGCCCCUGCUCUUCUUGCCCGGGAGCUCCAUGGAUUUGUAUCCAGAGGCCAUGGAAACAUUCCUUGCAUUUAAGAGAUGAACUCAUUUGCCGUGGUGAGCAGAUAGAUUGAUUUCCAAAUCCUUCUCUCCCAGGGACCCAAGGAGACUAGAACUUUGUGCAUUUUCUCCCACCUUCCCCCACUUUUUAAUUUUCUUUUUAAAAGCAUUAAAAAUUGUGCUAGUCUCCUUUGCUGCAUGGACUUCAGACUGCAUGAAAUGCAAUAAAUCUCAUUUUAGGUAA